GUAACAUAGCAUUAACAGUAAACAAAGCGUACGCCAACACGAAAGACGUGUUUGCUCCACGCAGUUAUAUACAAAAUUCAAUUUUUACGUCGAAUUGACAACAACUACGCAAAUUUGCAAAUUGAACAAAAGUAGCGCACAAUGACAAGGCGUAUAGAUGAAAUGCAAUCCAGUUGUCCUUUGAAAAUUCACAAAUGAACCAAAGAUGCUUAUAUAAACGUGCAGAACUUUCACGAAACUAUUACACAGAAAAUAAAAGGGAACAUCAAACAACAAGAAACAAAAUGAACAACAUGCACAACGUUAAAGCCCCAAAAUAAAUGUACAGAGGCACGCGAAAAUAACUGCAUCAGUGCAAUUGCUAGGCUAUUAUGCAAACAAUUGCUUCAAAUUCAAAUACACAUAACUAAGGGGCCUUCAAAGAACAAAGAAGUUAAGAAACUAAAUUAAACGAAUCGAUUAGCGUGACGCGUAACAGAAGUCAAGUGUUUUAGUUAAUAUUAUUGACUUUUAUUUAAAUCAACAUGGACUCGGGCAGCAUUAUGGAUAUUUAUGCCAUUUAUUUGUUUCGACCCGGAAGUUCGCCCGUUGAUUGGUGCGAGGGCAAUUAUUUAAUAUCUUCAAAUAUCGCAGAGUUCGUCAACACGUUCAGCAACUUUCUGUUUAUUCUACUGCCGCCAGUGCUGAUAAUGCUGUUUAAGGAAUACGGAAAAUUCGUCACGCCCGGAAUACAUUUGCUGUGGGUUCUGCUAAUUGUCGUGGGCCUGAGCUCGAUGUAUUUCCAUGCGACGCUGAGUCUAUUGGGACAGCUGCUCGAUGAAUUGGCCAUAUUAUGGGUGUUUAUAGCCGGAUUCUCGCUCUUCUAUCCCAAGCGCUACUAUCCCAAGUUCGUGAAGAACGAUCGGAAAGCCUUUAGUUGGCUCAUGCUGAUAUCGGCCAUUAUCGCGACGGCUUUGUGCUGGUGGAAGCCCAUUGUAAACGCCUUUGUGCUGAUGCUCAUGGGCGUGCCGACAAUGAUAAUGCUCUACAGUGAGCUGCAGCGAGUUCGUGAUCAGCGCGUCUAUCGCCUCGGCCUGAGGGCGACAACAGUUUGGGCCGUGGCCGUGUUCUGUUGGAUCAACGAUCGAAUGUUCUGCGAGGCUUGGUCCUCGAUCAAUUUUCCCUAUCUGCACGGCUUCUGGCAUAUAUUCAUAUUUAUCGCCGCCUAUACGGUGCUGGUGCUCUUCGCAUAUUUCUAUGUUGAGUCGGAGCUGCCGCAGCGUCAGCCCUUGCUCAAGUAUUGGCCAAAGAAUGAAUUCGAAUUCGGUAUACCCUUCAUAUCGAUCCGAAAUCCAGAUUCGAAAGAUUGGCACAUCUAUUGCAGCUUAUACAUGCAGGAUUACGACAAUGACCUAAAGGCUUUGCGCUAAGAGUUUGAAUGCUCUUAUCAAUUCUAUUUAUACUAUUCCAGCGAGAAUCAUUUGAAACGUAACAAGAAAACAAAUGAGGAAAACGAAGAGUUUACAGAGAA
This is a messenger RNA of Drosophila navojoa, 1510 nucleotides long. It is a transcript of the gene bwa, whose product is annotated as alkaline ceramidase. Gene Ontology annotation, molecular function: hydrolase activity, acting on carbon-nitrogen (but not peptide) bonds, in linear amides. Gene Ontology annotation, cellular component: membrane. The record is from RefSeq and is a predicted model, not a curated record. Gene Ontology annotation, biological process: ceramide catabolic process. Lineage: Eukaryota; Metazoa; Arthropoda; Insecta; Diptera; Drosophilidae.